Messenger RNA from Linum trigynum, 3739 nucleotides. Lineage: Eukaryota; Viridiplantae; Streptophyta; Magnoliopsida; Malpighiales; Linaceae. The record is from the annotation of a GenBank genome assembly.
ACACCGUGUAAGAGCAACAAAAGUCCAUUUUGUAAUUUGCAAAGCCAUCAGAAUUCAGAAGUUUUAAUCCUUCCAUACUUGUCCGGUCAGUCCAAAGAAAGUCUCGAAGUCUCCGCUGAUCGCGAUUUCGAAGAAGCUCCCCAACUCCAAACUCUCACCGCCGAUGACAUAAAGUUUCCAGCUUUCAUACGGCAAACUAUUCCUCAAUUCCUCCAUAACUCUUCCUUUUUCAAGUCUGGUCAAGUCGCUGGGGAUUCAAGUUUCAAACCUCCGAUCUCUUCGCGGUCUUCGUUGUUUCUGGGUUUAUGCCGCCCCCUGGUCUUCUGCAUUUGGGUCGGCUGGCUGCAGAAGAAACCUGGAAGCUUUCAGUAGGUUUGUCUGGGGCAAGCUCUUGAUUUUACCUUAUUUAUGAGUAGUAGCUGCCAAUUUUGAAUGCAACGUGUUUAUGAAUUGUAUGUGUGAAUGGCUCUCCAAGGCAAGAAACCCCGGCUCAAAGCUGGGGCUUUUCGCCGAUUUGCAUCUCUCGUUCUUGUCACGGUGAUAGGGGUUCUGCUACUGAUAGUCCUGCUCGGAACAAAUUCAGUCUCGAGUUUUGUCUCAAGAAAUCUGAAUGAGUCCUAUUAUACCAAUCUGGAGCCACUUCACAACAUUUCUGCCAUUAUGGCAAGGCUCAAUCUCCCCAAGCAGAGCGAACUAUCCUUGCAAUUAGAAAAGCUUAACCAGUUACCUCCCAGGAAUCUAGAUCUGUAUCCCAAGCUAGCUGAUGAUCAUAUAACCAUUGUGUUGUAUGUUCACAACAGACCGCAGUAUCUGAAAGUUGUGGUUGAUAGCUUGUCAAAGGUUGUAGGGAUAAGCGAGACAUUGCUCGUUGUUAGCCAUGAUGGCUACUUCAAACAGAUGAACAAGAUUGUAGAAAGCAUCAAGUUUUGCCAGGUGAAGCAGAUAUUUGCUCCUUACUCGCCUCAUGUGUUUUACUCAAAGGGGUUCCCUGGUGUUUCUCCAGCUGACUGCAAGGAGAAAGAUAAUGCUUCCGAGAAGGGCUGUAUAGGGAACCCAGAUCAGUAUGGGAAUCACCGGUCCCCCGAGAUAGUGUCACUGAAGCAUCACUGGUGGUGGAUGAUGAACAUGGUAUGGGAUGGUAUGAAGGAGACAAAGGGACACUCUGGUCAUAUCCUCUUCAUCGAGGAGGAUCACUUCAUUUUCCCUAAUGCAUACCUUAACUUGAAGGUGCUCGCUGAUUUGAAGCCGGUGAAAUGCCCUGAUUGCUACGCUGCAAAUUUAGCACCCUCGGAUGUCAACUCCAGAGGAGAGAAUUGGAACAGUUUGAUCGCCGAGAGAAUGGGGAACGUGGGUUACUCGUUCAAUCGAACCGUUUGGGAGAAGAUUCAUCGGAAAGCCAAAGAGUUUUGUUUCUUUGAUGAUUAUAAUUGGGAUAUAACGAUGUGGGCGACAGUUUACCCUUCAUUUGGAGGACCUGUGUAUUCCUUACGUGGGCCCAGGACAAGUGCUGUCCAUUUCGGCAAGUGUGGUCUGCAUCAGGGCCAUGGGGAGAAGGAGAAGAAGAGUGGUUGCAUUGAUAAUGGUGCAAUGAAUAUUGUGGCGGAAGAGACUGAUAAGGCAGUGAAUGUAAACAAGGAGUGGGAAGUGAGGGUGUACGAGAAUCAACCCGGGUAUCAAGCUGGGUUCAAAGGUUGGGGUGGGUGGGGGGAUGAAAGAGAUCGUGAAUUGUGCAUGAAGUUCGCUGAAAUGUAUCACUGAUUUGCAAGGCUGCUGCGAAUUUUUGUUGUUUGUAAUAGCUGCUCUCAUGCAUGUGCUGUUGUAUAAUUGGUGAGGUCUAGGUCUAUAUAUGUUUGAAUCCUUUUUGCAGAACAUAGAUGCCAUGUAGUUUGUUUCAUCUUUGUUCAAUUUUCCUUGAGUUUUGUUCAUUUACCAUAUUGCUUUAACUUGAAUGCGAUAACAUAUUUCCUUCCCACUUUCUUAAUCAUUUGAUUUCUGAACUUUGAACUACUAUACUGCUAUUGUUGAGCAAUUGCCUCAAAUAUAGCAAUACCUGCCUUGACCCUUUUUGAAGCCAUAAUCCAAGGUGCGCUUGGAGAAGCUUCUAUUUUCCUUUCUGCUUGAAAAUAGAGUAAGCUACUGUUUGCUGUUUUUUAGUCAAGAGGCAGCUUAACUGUCUCCUAUUUAAUGUAGUCUCUCAAAAUUUGCAGCCAUCUGUCUGAUAGUCAGCCGAAACAUAGCAUGCGAUUAAGCAUAUUCACUGUUUUUAAGGUCCAGGAUUGAUUACUUGAGAUGCUGGACAAUUGAUAUGUCUAAUAAGUUCACUUUAGUGAAGAAGAACCUUGGUUCUCCUCAUGGGAUUCUCUGAUUCCAGCUUUAUCUUGAUAAUCGAAGGCCAGGCUCAUGUAAUGGGACCUACGAAACUUAGAGAGAUUGUCUGCAUGUUGUUCCUGAAAGGACAAAAGCUUCAACUUCUGGUAUACAUUUGUGGCGUGCAGCUAAUGUUGGAUUUUGAAGGUGCAGUACCAUGCAGCUGCAAAACCUCCUGUAAGCACUAGCCGCUCCACUCUUUCCUUGUCUCUCAAGUAAAGUAAUUGUCAAGAACCACCAGGAGUUGUUGGGAGAGGUUCAAUCGUGGAUAAUAUACCACACUCUAACACGCCCCCUCAAACGAAAGCCAACUCACGGGCUUGAAGUUUGCACAUGCUCACCAUACCUUGUGCUUUUAAUAAACUGUUAAUAUUGGGGGUCGUGGAGAUUCGAACACAUGACUUUCCGGUUUUAGGCUUUGAUAAUAUGUCAAGAACCAGUCGAUCCCAAUAACUCGAGUUGUUAGGAGAGGUUCAAUCGUGGAUCAUAUACCACACUCUAACAGUAAUAUGGUGUCUGAACUAUGUUUUAUCUCCAUUAGAAGCUGUCUAUUUCCACAAUUCAAGAAACUUGCAACGGUGAGCCAUUCUCAUCCUCUCAUUCCAGCUUCUUAGAGACCAUAACCUUGCCCUGGCCGUCUGCAUCUGGUUGAGCAUUUUCUUACAUAUAAAAACUGCUGAAGAAACCCAUACUUCCUCAAACUACAUACCAUCAUAACAGAGAGAAGCAUCAUAAUCUGAAAGGUGACGAGAAGAACGAAGUCCUUUCUUGCAUUCUUCUAAUCAGCUUCCUGGUUUUCUUUCCCUAUCUCGAGGCACAGCAAUACUAGUCGAGUGGCUUCAUAACUGGAACAACGUCACCGGGGCAAUGCGACCAAGGUGAGGAAUCCGACUGCUGUAAUGAUGGCGAGCACUACAGAACCUUCAAAUGUUCGCCUCCAGUCACCAGCCAAACCGUGGCAACUCUAACACAGAACAGCUGCGAGGAAGGGGGAAAGCAGCUAGCCAUCGGAGUGCGACAAGCAGUACCAUUCCAACAAUGAGCCUAUAGUGGCGCUCUGGACUGAAUGGUUCAACAACAAGAGCAGGUGCUUGAAUUCAUUAACAUUGGUGGCAAUGGGAGCACUGGUUGGGGCAAUGGUUGUUGAUGAGUGUGACUCGGCCAUGGGAUGAGAUUCUGAUCAUGGCUAUCAGUCACCUUGCCCUAACGAUAUCGUGAAAGCAGUGUGGGAGGCGCUGGGAGUGCCUGAAGAUGACUGGGGGAAUCUGACAAUAUCCUGGUCUGAUGCUUGAAUAGAAUGCUUCAUAUGAUCUCAUAUUCUCAUGUGUAUUUGUUGGUGUCUACCUUUUGAGAAUAGAUAUGAUCCUGUUUC